CUGCCGUUGUGAGAAACAGUUGGCAUCUGGCAAGGCGAGAAAGGCGUUAGCUCCGGCUUCUACCAUUUCAUAUGUGCAUCGACCAAAUCCAACUAAACAUAAGAUACAAUUUAAAACAACUUACCAAGACUUAAAGUUGCCAUUUUAAAUGUGUUUCCAUCGCAAGCUUUAUCAAUAAAUAAAAUUGACAAUUAUGUGACGCGUAACGUAUAUUUCAAACAGUUGUCAUAAUAUGUUUUUGUAACAGCCGAUGAAACUAUAAAAUAAAAAAAAUCAUUAAAUCACCAAGUGUUUGUAAUUUGACAUUCAUUUCAAGCCGAAACAUCGUACUGCAUUGCAUAUUCCCGGAACUGACAAACUUAUCCGAAGUGAAGAACACGCCAUAGGAACAUCGUUCUCUUUAAAAUGGUUAUGGUAAGUUCAGCAGUAUUGGGUGCCGCGGCUGGCACUGGGCUGGCGCUUCUGCUGGCCGUAACAAUCGUUAUGUAUCGUUAUUAUCUACUGCGUCGGCGAGGCAAGGAGUGGGAUGAGCUGGAUCGCUGGGAAGAAACACGCAUCAUGCGUAAAUUACAGAUGAAGGAAGUCAAUAUUUCGAAGGAGUCUCACACAAUUCAACCGGCCUCGCAGCUUCAUGGCAUUCCCUGUGUACCAAACCAUCCGAUUCCAGCUGACAUUUUACGUGGUCCUGCCGAGGUCUUUCACAGCCCGUUGCACUUGCACCAUCAGAGCCGUUCCUUUCCACCGCGUCUUCAGCGCACACCUUCAAUUUCCAGUCAGAGCAGUAUGGACAGCGCUCCAUCCAGGCAGUCGGGACAUCGAGGCUCUUCACCCCAAAUAAGGACAUUUGGACCCGACGGACGUAGUUCACUUCCGAGUGAGGGAGCGUUUCCCCACCAUUUGGCCCGUUCGCCCAGUCCCAUGCGGACGAUUUCUCUGGACGCUCGUUGCGGUAGCCCGGCUUCAGCUGAUGUAAGUGUUUUGCGGACGCCCAGCCCCUCCCAGAGUAGCCUGGCCUCUUUAUCGGGUGGGGUCGGUGUUGGAUCUGCGCCGAAUAUGGCUAUGACUGGUGCUGUUGGAUCUGUUGUUGGCAAGGGCAUGGGCGUGAGCGUGACCAGCGGCCGUUGUCUGUCCCCAUUGCUGAUACCUCCACGUCCUCAGCCCGGCGUCGACCCAACUGUGGGCCCUGCUUCGCCACUUGGUGCUCUGCAACCGGAUCUAUAUCGAAUGCCCGAUGGACCGAUCUAUCUGACGGCCCCCGAAACUAGCCAUGCCGUGGGUCGCUUGCACUUGCGGAUUAAAUAUGACUACCACCUAUUCGACUUAACGGUUCACUUAAUUGAAGCACACAAUUUAAGUCCCAUUGAGGAGGGCGGCUUUCGGGACCCCUACGUGCGUCUGAUGCUUCAGCCAGAUGUGGAUAAUCGAAAACGGCAAACACAUAUACACCGCGGCGAAUCGAAUCCGUACUUUGAUCAGCAUUUCAAGUUUCCGGUUUCACGUGAUCAAUUGCAGGGCAAGGAGCUGGUCCUUCAGGUUCUCGAUUAUGAUAGAUACUCGCACAAUGACAUUAUUGGUGAAGUGCGUAUUUUGGUUGGCGGCCUAGAUCUAUCAAAGUCCGUUGAGAUUUGGGGCGACUUGCUGCGUACCAAGAAGCCCAAAGAGGAUCGACCGGAACUGCUGUGCUCCUUAAACUUCCUUCCACAGGCUGAACGUUUGACCAUUGUAAUAAUGAAAGCCAGAAAUUUGGAUACGGUUCAAGAGCCGUACGUCAAGAUAUAUAUGAUACAAAACGGCAAGCGCAUAAAGAAGAAAAAGACAAGCAUUACAAAAUCUGAUGACCUAAGCAAUCCUAUAUGGAACGAGGCAUUUACAUUCAAUCUACAAUCGAAUUAUUUACAUAAUGCCGCCAUUGAGAUCUAUGUGGUCGGUGCGGGUAGCGAAGCAACAGAAAUCGGCUGCUUCGGACUAGGGCCACAGGAAAGUGGAACUGGCUGUCAGCAUUGGCACGAUAUGAUUAACAAUGCACGCAAGCCCACAGCCAUGUGGCAUUACAUUCGUUAAAGAUGUCAUAGAGAUGAGCUUCAGUGUCGAAAACAAAAACAAAAACAAACUAAAAUAUUCCUCAUGCUGUUUUCAAAGUACAAAACUUCCCUGAAACCUUGAUCCGAAAGCCAAGCUGUUGCGUUAGGCACAGCAACUUCUGAAUUGUGGCAUUAUUUGCUAUGAAAUACAAUAUUUUAGGCUUUUUUCUAUGGUGUUCAAAACUUAAACCUAUAUUCCCUUAACUACUCUUAUAUACUAUAUUCUACGUUUACUGAACAAGAAGUACACAAGCUCAACCAAUAAGUUCCUAUGUUGCACGAACGAAACGAGCAACCUUCAUUCAAUCUACGUUCCGGACGCAAUUUAAAGAAAAGGAUACGAAAAAGGACCCGAUCUGAGUGAUGGGGGAAUGUCGACGGAGUUGUUGACAUUUUAGUUCGCUUUGACGAAGAGUAUUCAAGUGUGCAUUUCUUUAAUAAUUAUGAAUAUGAAAACAUUUCAACGGCAUUUCGUUAGGUCUCAAACGGUCGUCAAUCACCGCCCCUUGCAAUUUGCUUAGACCACAGCAGCAAGACUGACGGACUCUUUUGUAUCAGCGACAGUUGACAAAUUGCUCCUGUUGUCCUUUUCGAAACGUCAGUAUGAGUUGCAUACCAUUGUGUGUGUACGUCAUUGAGUGAGUGCCAAUAGUUGACGGCUUAGAGUGCAAGUAGGCAAUCUAUGUACUAUAACUAAACAUACAACACAAACACACAAAGGAAAGUUUCUCAAACCCAAACCGCAGCAACUUCGUUUUAUUAGCUCGUCCGCAACCUGACAGCCAAAUGUAUAUGAAACAGAAGUGCGAUCGCGUGAGCCAUUACUCUCCCUAGGCUCUCGAAAGUUUGUACAGAUGUAUUAUAGGAAGAUAUGCCCGGACAGCAAUCAAGCUUACUGGGAGAGCAACAAGCUCAGCAAAAGUAGAACACCAUUUGCCAAGCUCGUUACAAAUGUUUAUCUUUUCAUUGUCGUUUAGACUCGAUUGUGUGCGUAUUAGCAUUUAUAUACAUAUAUGAAUUUACUUUCUGCUGGAUGUUCAGUCUGCUGGAUUAAUCCAUCUAUGUAUGUAUGUGGCAUGUGGUUAGCAUUACUUUGCAAUAAAUUAACGCCAAUCACUUAAUGCAAAUUGUUUAUUUAACGAAUGUUCCUUUCAUUGCAAAUAGCAACCAUUCGGCAAUUAUUACGAAUAUACCAUAUACAACGAUAACAACGUAAAUCCUAUAUAUGUCGAUGUUAACUACAUACAUAUAUACACACAU
Molecule: messenger RNA, 3341 nt
Organism: Drosophila hydei
Lineage: Eukaryota; Metazoa; Arthropoda; Insecta; Diptera; Drosophilidae
Product: synaptotagmin-5
Exons: 9
Coding region: 406-2061 (551 amino acids)
Biological process (GO): regulation of calcium ion-dependent exocytosis; calcium-ion regulated exocytosis; cellular response to calcium ion
Cellular component (GO): membrane
Molecular function (GO): phosphatidylserine binding; clathrin binding; calcium-dependent phospholipid binding
Source: RefSeq, a predicted model, not a curated record